GUUCGGUCCCUGGAUCUGGAAGGUCCUCUGGCACCCUAUUCCAGUAUUCUUGCCUGGAGAAUCCCAUGGACAGAGGAGCCUGGUUCCAUGUUCAACAGAAGCGCUUAUGGACUCUUCACUGAGCCCUGUGACCUUUGAGGAUGUGGCUGUGUACUUUUCCCAAGAGGAAUGGAGGCUCCUUGGUGAGGCCCAGAAAUUCCUGUACCGCGAUGUCAUGCUGGAGACCUUUGCACUGGUUGUGUCCUUGGGGUGUUGUCAUACAGCAGAGGAUGAACAGACACCUUCUGAGCAGAAUGUUUCUGUAGAAGUGCCACAGAGAAAUACCAAAAAGACAGACCUGUCCAGCCAGAUGGUCUGUCCCUGGGAGAUGGGUAACCUGGCCUUAGAAGGUGGUUUGUGUGGACCCGAGGUCCUGCGAACAAACCCUGGCCAGACACCGUGUGGGACAGAUGUGAAAUCCCACCAGCACGGUGGAGAGAAGCUCAUGAGAAGAGAUUUGGGUAAGGCCUUAAUGAAGAACUGCACGAUCCAUGCAUUGGAGAAGGCUUUCAUGUGCCAAGAGGUGAGGAAGGAUUUCCCUGGUAGCUCUGGCCACGUCCAGCACCAGGUUAAACCACAAAUGAUGGAGUUUGUAGCAGAGUUUCACAAUGGAGAAAAGCGUUUCAAGUGCAAUGAAUGUGGGAAACUCUUCUACCGGAAGUCCAGGCUUGCUCAGCACCAUAGAGUCCACACCGGAGAGAAGCCUUAUGAAUGCAGUGAAUGUGGGAAAGUCUUUAGAUGCAGCUCCAGCCUUGCUAUACAUAGAAGAAUUCACACAGGGGAAAGGCCUUAUGAGUGUAGAGAAUGUGGAAAGUUCUUUAGGCAACACUCCCAGCUUGUUGUGCACCAGAGAAUUCACACUGGAGCCAGACCAUAUGAGUGCAGUGAAUGUGGGAAAACAUUCAGUACUAAAACCAAACUUGAUCAGCACCGGCGAGUCCACACUGGAGAGAGGCCUUAUGAAUGUGCAGAAUGUGGAAGAACCUACACCUGUAAACGCAUGCUUAUUCAGCACCAGCUGGUCCACACUGGAGAGUGGCCUCAUGAGUGCAAUGAAUGUGGGAAAGCCUUUAGAUACAUGGCCAGCCUUGUUAUGCAUAGAAGAAUUCACAGUGGGGAAAGGCCUUAUGAGUGUAAUGAAUGUGGGAAGUCCUUUAGGCAAAGAGCCCACCUUCAAGUCCACAAUAGAAUUCAUACUGGAGCAAAGACUUUUGAGUGCAGUGAAUGUGGAAAAUGUUUUAGCCAAAAUUCUAUUCUUACUACACACCAGAGAGUUCACACUGGAGAAAGGCCUUAUAAGUGCUGUGAGUGUGGGAAAUGUUUUAGCCAGAAAUCUACUCUCAUUAAGCACCUGAAUUUACACUGGAGAAAAGUCACCUGAGUGCACCGAAUGUGGAGAAUUUCUUUAGCUAUAGCACCUGAAGGAGGAAAAAAAAAAAAAGCUGAAAAGUUCACACCACAGAAAGACCUCACAAGUGCAACAAAUAUGGAAAUAUUUUCUGUCACAGAUCAGCUCUGAUUGAGCACUAGACCUUCACAGCCCAGAUAAACCUAAGAGU
This is a messenger RNA of Budorcas taxicolor (takin), 1598 nucleotides long. Its product is annotated as zinc finger protein OZF-like. Gene Ontology annotation, biological process: negative regulation of transcription by RNA polymerase II. The record is from RefSeq and is a predicted model, not a curated record. Gene Ontology annotation, molecular function: DNA-binding transcription repressor activity, RNA polymerase II-specific. NCBI's taxonomy places the organism in Eukaryota, Metazoa, Chordata, Mammalia, Artiodactyla, Bovidae. The coding region runs from base 107 to 1420 and encodes 437 amino acids. The transcript has 4 exons.